AUGCAGGGCUCUGGACGCGUCUUGUUCCGUGCCUUUUUACGUGUCAAUGGCGCCGCACGUUGCUCUUCCACUCUGCAACGUAGUAGUGCUAGUGUCUUUUCUUCAUGUUCAUGUAAUUUUGAUACGCUAAAGCUACGUGACGGCUGCGCUAUGUCCAUGCACACAUCAGGUCUCACCACGAUGCUGCCAUUGCAAAUACGCGCAUUCUCAGCUUCUAGUGGGGCAAUAAACGUACCUGUACCGUCUAUGGGUGACUCUAUAUCGGAAGGAACAGUUGUUGAGUGGAUUAAGCAACCAGGAGAUGCUGUGGCUGAGGAUGAGGUCGUUGUCGUACUAGAAACUGAUAAAGUGAGUGUGGAUGUACGUGCGCCCUUUGCUGGUGCCAUGGGAAAGCAGCUGGCGGGUAUUGAUGAUAAUGUACUAGUUGGUACGCCUUUAUUUCAGAUACUUAAGGGAGAAACAGGUGCUGAAAUGACGCAGGAGACGUCAAAGAAAGAGACACCAGCGCCUAGUGCCGAGAAAAAGGUUUCGACUGGAAACGAGACAACAAUUCCUGUUCCUUCCAUGGGUGAUUCUAUCUCAGAAGGGACAGUUGUAAAUUGGAUGAAGAAAUCUGGAGAUUAUGUGGCCGAGGAUGAGGUUGUCGUUGUGCUUGAGACUGAUAAGGUGAGCGUGGACGUUCGUGCUCCCAAGGCUGGUACGAUUACGAGUACAUUGGUUAAUUUGGACGAGACUGUCACGAUUGGUGAACCGCUUUUUCAGAUGAAGUUGGGUGGUGAGGCUCCUGUGGCCACUGCUUCGACGCCUGCGGCGGGGGAUGCGUUGAAUUCCACUACAUCGGAUCUAGUGACGAUCUCGGCAUCUGCUGCUGACUCGACAUCUACUGCCGGCCCAGAUCAAGCGGCCGCCUCAGCGCCUGCUAGUUCGGAUGUGGGAAUGCUGCUGGCUACGCCUACGCGCACGUCUCGUCGCGAAAAAAUGAGUCGUAUGCGUUUGCGCACGGCUGAACGCCUGAAAGAGUCGCAAAAUACGGCAGCAAGUCUCACAACCUUCCAGGAGGUGGAUAUGAGCAAGCUCAUGAAUCUACGUAAGCAAUACAAGGACGCGUUUGAGGCUAAACACGGUGUCAAGCUCGGUUUUAUGUCGGCUUUUGUGAAGGCAAGCACCUCUGCGUUGCUGGAGGUUCCCGGUGUAAAUGCAAUGAUCGACGAAGUACACCAAGAAAUUGUUUACCGUGAUUUUGUGGAUAUGAGCGUGGCUGUAUCAACUCCUAAGGGUCUCGUGACCCCAGUUCUGAAGAACACCGAGUCCAUGAGCUUUGCUGAUGUGGAAAAGGGACUGGCCGAGCUUGCAGCUCGUGCACGUGAUGGCAAGUUGACGCUUGAGGAGAUGACUGGUGGCAAUUUUACGAUCUCCAAUGGUGGUGUCUUUGGCUCGCUGAUGGGUACGCCAAUUAUUAACCUGCCACAGUCUGGUAUCCUCGGUAUGCACGGAACAAAGAUGCGCCCUGUAGUUGUGGACGGUGAGGUGGUCGUCCGGCCCAUGAUGUACCUUGCACUUACGUACGACCAUCGUCUCGUCGACGGACGCGAGGGUGUUACGUGUCUGAAGGCUAUAGCUGACAAGAUUGAGAAUCCGGAGCGACUUUUGCUUGACAUUUGA
Messenger RNA from Peronospora belbahrii, 1662 nucleotides. The record is from the annotation of a GenBank genome assembly. Lineage: Eukaryota; Oomycota; Peronosporomycetes; Peronosporales; Peronosporaceae.